Ctenocephalides felis (cat flea) is the source of this 982-nucleotide messenger RNA. Its product is annotated as sodium/potassium-transporting ATPase subunit beta-2-like. Gene Ontology annotation, biological process: intracellular sodium ion homeostasis; potassium ion import across plasma membrane; sodium ion export across plasma membrane. Gene Ontology annotation, cellular component: sodium:potassium-exchanging ATPase complex. Gene Ontology annotation, molecular function: ATPase activator activity. NCBI's taxonomy places the organism in Eukaryota, Metazoa, Arthropoda, Insecta, Siphonaptera, Pulicidae. Bases 1 to 561 code for a protein of 186 amino acids. The transcript has 5 exons. The record is from RefSeq and is a predicted model, not a curated record.
AUGGAAUACCGAAAGAAUGAAAAUGUAGAGAACCGUGUAAGCUGUGAUUACAAUAAUUAUCCUCAAGAAGGCAAAGUAUGCGACGUGCCCGUUGACAACUGGUCGCCAUGCACGGCCGACAACCAGUACAACUUCCACAGAAGCGCGCCUUGCAUAUUUUUGAAACUCAAUAAGAUUUACGGCUGGAAACCGCAAUAUUAUAACAGCACCGACGUUCUUCCCGAGAAAAUGCCAAAAGACUUGAAAGACCACAUCGCUAGCGAACGAGGACGCAACCCUAAAACGAUGGAUACAGUGUGGGUAUCUUGCGAGGGUGAGAACCCAGCCGAUGUUGAAAAUAUGGGUGCCAUUCAAUUUAUCCCUCGCCGCGGUUUCCCAGGAUUCUACUACCCUUUCACCAAUGUUGAAGGAUAUCUCAGCCCAUUAGUCGCAGUGUACUUUGAGCGGCCGAAAGUUGGAGUCUUGAUCAACAUUGAGUGCAAGGCAUGGGCGCAGAACAUUAUCCACGACAGAGCCGACAGGAGGGGCUCCGUGCACUUCGAGCUCAUGGUCGACUUCUAAGGAAAGCAGUGACGCGCCGCAUCAGACGCUUAUCAACAACGAUUCAUCGGCCGUCUUAACUUUAACACUACCAACGCAUAAUAAAUAAAUAGAUAAAUAUAACAAGAAAAUACCAAAACAUACAUCUACAUAAAUAACAUUUACAUGAUACACGAACAUAUUACACGACACAAGAUCAUUCCAUCGUCACACAAAACACGCGCUCGCAAAGCGACACUCACUAAACAAUCGACAUCACAUUUACACGACACAUUAAUAGUUAUUAUUAAGUACCAAGUGUUUGAUUCGAGAGGUGACAAGUAAAACAUUUGAAGUUUGGGAAGCACUGGAUAGAGAGUCACCUCGUCUAAUGUGGAUUCACGAGUCGUCGCGUAACCAAAAAAUUAACAAAAAUUUAAAGUUUUAACUAAAUCGUACAAAA